AUGUCAACUGCGUACCAAAGGUCACGGGUCUAUUGUUACAGAGACACCAGUGAAAACAUUCUCAGUCGCGAUACAAUCCUCUUGGUUUACUCAUCUUCCUCUCGUUGCCGGACAGAAAACCUGGCGUUUCCAUUGUAAAAGGGUAAUAGUUAGCCUCUUACACCACAUCUCUUUGAUACCUUAGACACAGUUUCGCUACCGCCAACCAAUACCUCGGGAUCACCUUUUAUCCACUACUGCAAAAGCAAAGUCACGACCAGUUGACAGCAGUAGCAUCAGGAUCACGCUCCCAGAUCGUCACUUCGCUUCAGCUUGCACAUCUCUGUCACAAUGGCUGAAUCGACAUCGGCCCCCAAGCUCAACAUCGACGUCGAGUUCUCUGGCGGCCUGGAGAUGCUCUUCUCCAACAAGAGGCAGCAUGCUCUGACCAUUCCCGCGGCAGAUCAGGACGGGAAACCCGUUGACAUCGCGUAUUUGAUCGACCAUCUAUGUCAGAAUGUCAUGGAUGAUUCUCGCAAAGAUCUUUUUGUUCUAGACAACCACCUUCGACCAGGUAUCCUGGUUCUGAUCAAUGAUGCAGACUGGGAGCUCGAAGGUGAGGAGGCCUAUGAGAUCCAGAGCGGUGACAACAUCUUGUUUGUCUCAACGCUACAUGGAGGUUAGAUUGUUGCACUCUUCGUCCGCUUUAGGCCUCAAAACAUCACCGCGGGUCGGUCAGUGCAGUACCGGUACGGCUUUUAUUGAAGAAUUUCUACAUGCAUGCACAUAUACAUACAAAUCUACGCAUUCCUACGUAUGCGUACAGAAA
This is a messenger RNA of Fusarium oxysporum Fo47, 808 nucleotides long. RefSeq names its product ubiquitin-related modifier URM1. Gene Ontology annotation, cellular component: cytoplasm; nucleus. Gene Ontology annotation, biological process: tRNA thio-modification; protein urmylation. The record is from RefSeq and is a predicted model, not a curated record. Bases 331 to 663 code for a protein of 110 amino acids. The transcript has 3 exons. Lineage: Eukaryota; Fungi; Ascomycota; Sordariomycetes; Hypocreales; Nectriaceae. Gene Ontology annotation, molecular function: protein tag activity.